CGGCUCUCCAGUUAGUAACAUGUCGGAGACGCAACCGCUGCUGGCCACCGAGCGGCCACCGGUCAAGAAGGCUUGGUAUCGUCCCAGGCCGCUAUGGCUGGUCCCAUUUGCGCUGCUCAGCGCCGUGGUGCGCGGGAUGACGCUCGCGCCCAGAGUGCAGGUCUACACCCAGCUCGCCUGCGACGCCGUCUACGAACGGUAUAACCACACCAACGCUUCUCACCAAGCGUCUUCUGCGUUUUCUACCUUAGACGUCCUUUCUGCCGCUCUCGACCAGCACUCGCUCUCUCCCGACUCCUUAUCACGCAUCAUAUUCAACCCACGCGCUCCUUCCCCACAACCUUUACCAUGGUCUGGACCAACGUCCGGACAUGAGCCCGCAACACACAACCACAGACCGUCGUCGCCCGGGAUCCACGUCGAGCCCGAGCCGAUCGCGAAAAAACCGCGCUCAUCGAAUCCUUGUCUCCGAGAUCCCGCAGUUCAGUCUGGUGCCGCGCGCAUACAAGCGGUCAUGAUGACCACCAUGGGCACCAUGUCCGCCAUCACCACCGCCUGGUGGGGACACUUUGGCGAGCGCAAGGGCCGUACCCGCGUCCUCGCCAUGGGCUGCCUCGGCAUGUUUGUCACCGACUCCAUCUUCGUCCUGGUCUCGCACCCCCAUUCCGCGCUCUCUCGCCCCGAGUAUGGCCAGGUUCUCCUUGUCAUCGCGCCCUUCAUAGAGGGUCUCCUCGGCGGCUGGUCCUCCAUGCAAGCCACGACCUCGGCCUACGUUGCUGACUGCACGUCGGAUGGCUCUCGGGCUCACAUCUUCUCCCGAUUCAUCGGGAUCAUGUUCCUCGGCGUCUCUUUCGGCCCUGCUCUCGGAGGUUUUUUCAUCAGGAACCCGAUCCCCCUGCCGUACUUCCAGGACCACACGUUGCCUAUCUCUGGAACGAAGACGGUCACUUCUGUGUUCGUCAUCGCUGCGACUAUCUCCUUUGUCAACUUCCUCUUCACCGCGUUCGUCGUCCCGGAGUCGCGCAAUAAGCAUAAUGCCAAGGCAACGCCUGCCAUAGUCGUGGAACAGGCGGCGGACGAGGAACAAGCACUGCUGGAGGAAGAGCGCAGGAUCAUCGAGGACGACGAAGAGGCCGAGAUCGGCGGAACCGACGUAGUUGGUACCGAGGUCUUCUUCUCCCCAACGAGGAGCAUGAGCCGUGUGCACACGCCUGUCGCUGUCCCGGCUGCUUCGGCUGCUACAUCUCAGCAGCCACUCCCUGAUCGCGCGGUCGCCGAACUAGAGAAACAGGGCCACAUCGCCCGCAUCCUGCUCUCCUUCGCUUUCUUCCUCCCGCGACGCGUUGCGGAUCCGAGAAAGAUGGGCGUUACCAAGAUGGACUACAGCAUGACUUGGCUGGGCGCUGCAUUGUUCGGGUACUUGUUGAGCACGGGUUUAUUCCAGAUCAAGUACCUCUAUGCAGAACAUGCAUUCGAGUGGGGUGCCGAACAGCUAUCGAUCUACAUCACCAUCGCCGCCGGUGUGCGGAUGGUGUAUACGCUGCUCGUCAUGCCCUUCUUCAUCUCGACGUUCAAGCCGAAGCCGGCGAAGAUCACCUCUGAAUCCCUCGCGAAGGAGAUGGCGUUCGAUCUCGCGCUCGUUCGCGUCUCCCUCGUAAUCGACAUUCUCUCCAACGCGCUCGUUGCGCUUGUGCCGUCGACUCCCGCACUGUUUACCUUCCUCUCCGUCCUCAGCGGAUUCGGCAGCGGCGUCGUCCCGGCGCUGCAGAGCCUCGCGCUGUGCAUCGUGCAAAGGAGCGAAACGUUUGCCGCUGCGGACAGCAAAACGGUCUCCCCUGGCGCCGGCAAGGGCCAGCUCUUCGGAGCGAUGGCCUCCGUUCAGGCCAUCGGUCAGCAGAUUAUCGGGCCCAUCGUCUUCGGCGUCCUGUAUGCCAACACGGUUGGGACGUACCCUAAGGCGAUUUUCGUCGCGGCCGCUGGCAUCCUCUUCGUCGCCCUUGUCCUCGUUUGCUUCCUCCGUCCGCCGUACCAGCCCGCGUCAUCGCGACCUAAAAUCUCUCCGCAAGCCCAACAGACUACCCCAUCGCAGUCGAAAGGGAAGAAGAGGCGCGUCAGGGAUGCUGCCGAGAUUGAUCGUGGACGUUCAAGGGCGACGAAGGAUCUGCGGCCGGACAGUGGCUCGGAAGGGUUCUACGGCAGCCUCGGGAGCUCGGUAGGAGCGAGCACGAGCUUCAGCGGCACGCCCGCAUCUGCAUCUGCGUCUGCGUCUGGGCCGUUGGCCUCUGGCUCGGGCUCUGGCUCGCGGCCGAGUGGUGCGUAAGCCGUAUAGGAUAUAGAUAGAACGGGGAUAGGCUCCAAUUCGCAUCCUUAUUGAUCCUAGAUUAGAAGUGUACUAUUAUUCGCGUGCGGCAACAUGGUUAAUUUACU
Molecule: messenger RNA, 2427 nt
Organism: Punctularia strigosozonata HHB-11173 SS5
Lineage: Eukaryota; Fungi; Basidiomycota; Agaricomycetes; Corticiales; Punctulariaceae
Product: MFS general substrate transporter
Exons: 7
Coding region: 20-2320 (766 amino acids)
Biological process (GO): transmembrane transport
Cellular component (GO): membrane
Molecular function (GO): transmembrane transporter activity
Source: RefSeq, a predicted model, not a curated record